AGGCUAAGUUGAGAUGGGGGUGGCGGGUAGAAAGAGGAGAAAAGGGUAGCAGAACGGAGGCGAAGAUGCUGUGAAUGGCGCCGGGGUAGGAAGUUUCUAAUUUCUAAGCCCUGCAUUCAGGGCAUGUGGCAUAGAUUGGUAACUGCUUUCUCCCUUUGAGAAUACACACAAGCGUUCAAGGGCAUGUUUGAUGUGGUUCAGGGACUAGAAGAUGCUACGGUGGCAGGGCUGAUUCUGAAUGAUAGGAUGGAGUGGGACAGAGACUUGAUUCGAGAAUUGUUCAAUGACAGGAGCCUUCCGGUUAGCGUGGGGGAUAGCUUCGUGGAUUGGGUGGCUAAAUGCUUGAGCACAAGGAAAGUUGAUCAUGACAGAAUGUUUGUGAUGGCCUUUUGGAGUAUAUGGCGAGCAAGAAAUGCUAAGGUAUGGGAGCAGAAAACUAUACCAGUUAGCUGCAUUGUGGCAGACGCAAAAGCAAUGUUGGAGGGGUGGAGUAGGGCCGAGGAGGGUGUUCACAAUUCGGCGCAGCGACGGGGAAGCUCAUGGAGCUGGAGCUGACCGGAGGGAAGGUAGUGACUUGGGGUUGCUAGUUCGUAACAAGAGAAAUAGGACUCAAAACAUUGUUUUCAUAUGGACAGAGUCCAUUUUUGACAUUUCGGCUCUCACACCACUCCAAAUGGUCUCAAGGAUGCUCUCCGUCAAUAGCAGAUUAGCAGAAGCUUUAUCAAUAAGAGAGGCUCUUAGUUGGUUAAAAGAAGCUUGAUGGGAUUUUGUUGACGUGUGGAGUCCGAUGCUCAACAAGUUAUUCAAAGUAUUAACUCGGGAGUGGAUGUGGACAUAUCUCGGCUAGUUUCACUAGCAUCUCAUUUUCUCAUGUGAAGCGCUCUACGGACCGGGUGUCUCACCAAUUAGCGAGAGUCACUUGUUCUAU
Cuscuta epithymum is the source of this 928-nucleotide messenger RNA. The record is from the annotation of a GenBank genome assembly. Lineage: Eukaryota; Viridiplantae; Streptophyta; Magnoliopsida; Solanales; Convolvulaceae.